Guillardia theta CCMP2712 is the source of this 740-nucleotide messenger RNA. RefSeq lists its product as hypothetical. The transcript is spliced from 3 exons. Gene Ontology annotation, molecular function: transmembrane transporter activity. NCBI's taxonomy places the organism in Eukaryota, Cryptophyceae, Pyrenomonadales, Geminigeraceae. Gene Ontology annotation, cellular component: endoplasmic reticulum membrane; Golgi membrane. Gene Ontology annotation, biological process: transmembrane transport. Bases 63 to 740 code for a protein of 225 amino acids. The record is from RefSeq and is a predicted model, not a curated record.
ACGUGGACAGCGGAGCAGAGACAGGUUGGAAGGCAGACUCGCCAAGCAACGGCUCGGAUCAGAUGCACCAUCGGCAAGGGAAGCAUGAGGGGAAGAGGUAUGAGGAUGAUGCAGAGGCCAAGAACUCUCCGACGAGGAUCACCAUCCUCAAGUGGGAGCUGAAGGGCCCUCGAUGGCUCCAGUUCCUGUUGCUGGUGCUGGGGGUGUUCUCACUAGGGGUCAUCCAUGAUUUUGUUCAGGAGCUCGUGUUCCGCUAUGAGGGGUUCGACUACGGCUGGUUCAUGACGCUAUGGGAGCUCCUUAUCUUCGUGGUUGCCGCAUGGCUGCAGCUCUGGCAUGAGGGGCGGUACAACGAGAUCAGGAGCAUCGACUGGAAGCAGUACCUGAGCUUGACCGUCGUGCUCGCCAUCACUCAAGGAUUCGGGUCCAUCUCGCUCUCCUAUGUCAACUUCCCGGUAAAAGUCGUCAUGAAGUCCAGCAAGUUGAUCCCUACCAUGGCGCUUGGAAUCUUGAUCCUCAAGAGGACGUACACUCCCAUGGAGUACAUCUCUGCCUUCAUGUUGUGCACCGGGGUUGCCUCCUUCACUCUGGUCGACAGCAAAGUCUCACCAAAGUUCGAUCCCAUCGGCAUCCUCCUACUCUCCGGAGCUGUUGCAGGAGACGCCAUCACUGUGAACCUUCAAGAGAGGAUAUUGCGACAGGUGAGGAGGAUCGGAUGUCCUGUGGUGGGUGCGGAGUGA